Racocetra fulgida is the source of this 243-nucleotide messenger RNA. The record is from the annotation of a GenBank genome assembly. Lineage: Eukaryota; Fungi; Glomeromycota; Glomeromycetes; Diversisporales; Gigasporaceae.
AUGAUUGAAGAAAAUUCGGAUGUGAAAACCUUAAGUAAAAAUAACCGCAAAACAUUGGUUGGUGGUGGCGAAUACGAUAAAGAAGAAAAAUGUGACCUACCCAAAAGACUCUUGGAAAAAGAAGCUUUGCAACAUGAAUGCGAAAAAUGGAUAGAAAAGGUUAUAGAAAGACCUACAAAAAUCGAACCUACCAAAAGAACGCCUAAAGUGAUCAAUGCCGAAAUGGAUGAAUUACGUAUAUAG